CUCUGGGCAGGAGGGAGGCUGGGCCAGAGGGGCCUCUGGCUUGCAUGAAACACCAGGCAAAGCCAGUGCCUCCCUGCCCGCCCCACUUUCUGGCUUCCCCAAGCUCUUGGCCAUGGCUGUCAAAAGCUCCUCCCUGGCGUGGUCCUUCCUGGCCGUGGUCUUCAUGAUCGCAGGGGCCGCUGCUGUCCAGAGCGCCUGCGGACAUCACCACCGCUACCGCAAGCCACGAGCCGACACCUACGAGUGGCAGGGCUACUUUGUGGCCCUGACCAUCCUCCUGGGCAGCGGCUGCGGCCUGGCCUGGUGCAUCCUCAUUGUCACCUACAACAUGGGCCAAAGGGGAGGCCAGGAGUUGCCACAGAUCCCCUCUGCAGGUGAACAGAUGCCCGCAGCCAUGGUGAGCCUCGGGGAGCUGGUGGGGCGGGAAGGAGGCAGGUUGCCAGUGUGAGAAGGAAGCGGAAGGGAGCCCCUUCUGUUGCAGGAGGCCAGGUGGUCACUUCUGCAGACCUCCAGAGGUUGCUGGACACAAGAACAGCCCGUAGGUAGCUCAGGCCAAAGCGAGGGGCCUGUGCAGUCCAGCACCCAGUUCUCACAGUGGCCAAAUUCCCCAUGGAACCUAGCAAUUCAGAUAGACUGCCUCUGUGCCUGGAAGUUCCAUAACAACCUAAGCUAAGCCUCCCAGCUGGAUCAGGCCUAAGGGGGACCAACUGGUCCAGCAUCCUGUUCUCACAGUGGCCAACCAGAUGCCCCAGUGCAGACCCAAAAGCAGGACCCAAACGCAAGGGCACUCUCCCCGCCUGCCGUUCCCAGCAUCUGGUAUUAUUCAUACUGACUCUGACAGUGGCGGUUCCACACAGCCUUCUCCUCAAUGAACUUGCUCAAUCCUCUUUGAAGGUGGCCAUUGCUGCAUCUUGUGGCAAUGAGUUCCAAAGUCUAUGCACUGUGUGAAGAAGGACUUUGUUUCGUCUGUCCUGAAUAUUCCAACAUUCAGCUUCACUGGGUGGCCCUGAGUUCAAGGAUUAUGAGGGCGGGAUAAAAACUUUCUCCUUAUCACCUUACACCAGGCAUAUUUUUACACACCUCUGCCAUCUCAUCCUCCUCCCUCUUUCUCUCCUUUUCUCUAAAUUCAAAAGACCCAAAUGUUGUAGCCUUUCCUGGUAGGGGAAUUGCUCCACCGCCUUGACAGUUUUGGGUGUUCCUUUCUGACCAUCUUCUACGAUAUCCCAUUGGAUCAGAUACAAAUGGUAUAAUGACCAUUGGCAGGUGUGUCUAAAGACAGGGCCAGCCCAAUAAAUGAUGCCGCCUGAGUCCAAGGACAAGAUGGCUGCCGCCACCCUCUUCCAGGAACAAAAGCUGACCAGGCUGGCCACUGAACGUUGAUUCCUCCACUGCACCAGAGGGCAGGAGACCAUGGCCACGUUCACACCUGACAUAUAAAGAGCUAUCACUUUAACAGUCCCAGCUUCCCCCGUAGCAUUCUGGGAGCUGUAGUUUGUAAAGGUGCUGAGAGUUGCUAGGAGACCCCUAUUCCCCUCUCAGAGCAGCUACAAUUCCCAGAGUUCCCUGUGAAGAGGGAAUGGUUGUUAAAAUCAUUAUGGGAACUGUAGCUCCGUGAGGAGAACCGGGGGCCUCCUAACAACUCUCAGCACACCUCACAAACUACAGUUCCCAUGAUUCUUUGUUACCACUAUUUAAAGUGGUAACACAGUGAGUGCUUUUAAUGUGUGGUGUGGCCUUGCUUAGCGGGUUCAGAACAGGCAUACACAGCUCUGCCCAUUUUCUGCCCCUCAGUAUGUACCGCCUGAGGCAGCAGUCUCACUCUGCCUCAUGGCUGAGCUGGGCCUGUGCAUUAGGAUUGGGUGGGGUUGUAAGUUGCCCUGAGGUCAGAGGGAAAUUAAAUGAAGCGACUGCAGAUAGCGGCAAUUCAGGAGAGAAUGUUUUAAUUGUAAUUUGGCCAUUAUAUGGCGGCACCUCCCUUUGAAAGUGUCCAAAUAUGGCUGCCUUAAAAUAAAUAGUUGAGUAUCUUUGUAGGUUAAAAGGUCCUCCUACUAUCUUCUCAAUAGUGCCAUUUCUGAUUUUGAAUUUGGGUCAGGCAGAGGGAUCGGUUAGGCAGAGAGAAUCCUGUGUCUUGGAUGAACAAGGGAGGUGGGGAAAGGAUGGGUAGUUAGGAAUACUUUUGUUGAAGAGGGGGUCCUGAGGAGGGAGGCUUUUACCAUCAAGGCUGCACUGAUCUUGCCAUAUUUGCAGGCAAGAUAGGAGUCAGGGGCUAGGAAUGGAAACCAGAGGGGCCUGACCUUGCAAGGCCCUGAAAUGUGACCUCUUUUCUGCUUUGGACAGGGCCACCAAGACAAACUGACACUGAGCCCAGGGAUGAACCGUGAAAGGUCCGUCAGCUUUGCGACCCUGCCUGGGCUGAAGAGCCAAGUCACAAACGAGGAGGACCAGCCUUGGCUGAAGCGACAAGUCUCAAAGGAGGAGUUUCGGACGAAGUCCCAGUUGGACACAAGCAUAGGAAGUCGGACGCCGUCCCAACUGAACUUAAACCAGGGGGUUCGGGCCCCAUCCCAGAUGAACGCAAGCGAGGCAGUUAGCACCCUGUCACAGAUGAACACAAAUGAGGGGGUACGGACCCUGUUCCAGAUGAACGAGGCAAAUAGGGUUCCAGCCCAGAUGAACAUGACUGAGGGGAUGAGGGCCCAAUCCCAGGUGGAUGAAAUGAUUGGGAACCCCUCCCAGAGGAAUGUGAACGAGGUAAUUUGGACCCCCUCCCAGAGGAACAUGAACGAGGUGAACAGGGCCGCCUCCCAGAUGAACACGAAUGAGGCAAUUUGGACCCCAUCCCAGAUGAACACGAACAAGGUGAUUUGGACUUCCUCCCAGAUGAAAGCAAAUGAAGCAGUUUGGACCCCCUCCCAGAGGAACAUAAAUGAGUUGAAAAGGGCCCCAUCCCAGAUGAACAUGAAGGAAGCGAUUUGGACCCCCUCUCAGAACGAGGUGACUAGGACCCCAACCCAGAAUAACAUAAACAAGCUAAAAAGAGCCCCAACGCAGCUGAACAUAAAUGAAACGGUUGGGACCCCAUCCCUUCCACCUCAGCAGGAAGGCCAGUCCUCCAGGCCCGAAGAGCAAGGCGGUGGCACUCUGUGGAACUUCAUGGAGCAGGAGCUGGAAAGGCUUCUGAGCGCCCUACGCCUCCACCGGACCCCCACGCCAACCCUCGCGGCUGAGGAGACGCCGGCCCCCUUGGCCAACGAUACUCCGAGCGCCCCAGCUGAGGAGGUGCCGAAACCCCCGGCUGAGGAGGUGCUGGGCCUCGACCAGACUGAGGACAAGGAGACCUUGAUGCACCUCAUCAUCUGUGAAGUCCCCCAAGACAGAGGAGCCACCAGGGGUCGGGGGCGCAAGAGGAAAGCGAGCAGAGGACGCAAAUAAAGUGCAGAGAAAGAGAGAGGGUGGCAG
Molecule: messenger RNA, 3459 nt
Organism: Podarcis lilfordi (Lilford's wall lizard)
Lineage: Eukaryota; Metazoa; Chordata; Lepidosauria; Squamata; Lacertidae
Source: the annotation of a GenBank genome assembly